AUGGCCGAAUUACAGUCGCUUAGCUCAUUUGAGCAGCUUAAAGCAUACCCUUUCACAUCCGAUCCAGAGUUCGCAAAUGGCCUGGCGAUCAUCCUUGGCCACCCCAGCACGCCAGCCUCGGAGGCGGAGAUGAGCCGAGACGAUGACCUUGUUUUAAAAGCGAAAUCUUUCUUCUUCUCGCGCAAGCAAAAUAUCACUCCUCCCAUCGAUUUCACGGCCUACAAAGCUUGGUUAACCGGGGGAUCAUCGGAGUCCAAUCCCGCGGCAGCUGUGUCCGAACAAUUGAAUGAAUCCUCUACAGGGACCACUGUCGCGCCCACUCAAUCAUCUACCCUACCAGAGCCUACCUAUCCAACCUCAUUUGCACACAUUGUGGAACUCAUCACAACCGGUAAACCAGUUCCCGGCAUACAGGAGAUCCCAGACACCGUCCUGGAGGGCCAUGACAUCUCAAGUGAGAGGCCACGCCGACGGAAGCCCUGGGAGAAGGAUGUCGGAGAACCGGUAUCUACACAGGCUGAAAUGACCAGCAAUGCUGCUUAG
Penicillium daleae is the source of this 543-nucleotide messenger RNA. RefSeq names its product DUF5572 domain-containing protein. The coding region runs from base 1 to 543 and encodes 180 amino acids. NCBI's taxonomy places the organism in Eukaryota, Fungi, Ascomycota, Eurotiomycetes, Eurotiales, Aspergillaceae. The transcript has 2 exons. The record is from RefSeq and is a predicted model, not a curated record.